AUGGAUGAGAAUAUGUCGUCUCCACCUAGGCCCGUAACUAAUCCUCGUCUGAGUUCCGUCAGAAACGAAACUGAAGAAUUGGAAUCUUCGGUAUCUUCACCUGCCACUCCUGUAAAUGAAAGCAGCGAAGGAGACGACGUAAUAGAGGGCGACGACGGAGAUGAUGAAGGAGAUGAUGGCGAUGACGGUGACGCAACAGGAGAUGAUGACGAAGCAAGCGUCACUGCUACAAAAACUGCUCCUACUCGUGGUAAACGAAAGCAUCGUGGUGGUGGUUUCUUCAAUGAUGGCGUCAAACGACCUAGAAGUCUACGCACUCCAAACGCUAAAAAGGACGACUUUGAUCUUGAUUGGCCUGUUGAUGCAAAGGGUGAAGAAAAAAUUGAUGCUGAUGGUAUACUUCAAGGAGGUCGACAGUUUCGAGUUCGAUCAUUUACUCUGCCACGUCACCCUUCUCGGCACUACAUACUCACAAUGGAUGUCGCAAAGCUAUUAAACUUUCGUGACUCGUACAUCUUCCACAUGCGAAAUCAAGAUAUGCCUCGUAUAGUCGCAACUGAAAACGAUCAUCAAUGGCUGAAAGAAUACGCUGAACUACCACCUCGACUAAAUAAUCGUAAUGUGUCUCUUCUAACAGCACGAGCUGCCUUCCGUAAAUUCGGCCAUCGCAUCAUCCGACAUGGAAGACCCAUUCGUGACGAUUACUAUGAAGACGGUAGUGGAAUUUUUCAAGGAAAUAUUCCAGCUGUAGCAGAUUCUGAUGAUGAAAUGUAUGGCGGCGCUGGAGGAUUUAUGAGGUCGAAUGGGUUUAUGCGUAGAGAUCAAGGUCCAAAUGCUCCAAAACCGGUAUUUAUUGCUCGACCAAUCACCGGACGUGACCAUCUAGCCACUCGUUGCUCACAAAAUGCCGCUGAAUUCAACUCUCGAUUACGUGCCGCUCGUGGUGCUCCUUUUAUUGAUGCUCAUACCAAUGUAGAACAGGUGCCCGUCAUUACUCAACCUACUCAUGUCGUUGUACAAGUAGAACAGGGCACUUUUGGUCAACCUGGUACAGGUGUCCAAGUAGAAGCUCGGACCACCGUCCCUCAAGACUCACAGCAUGAUUGGAUUCCAUUGCCGUUGACUAGCGAUGCUGACAAGUUUCCACUGGCUCUUACACCUGGGCAAUAUCAUGAAGUAUUCUCCAUAUAUCAAACUCGAUUCAUGCAUGCAAGUUACAUGUUGGAUGAAUAUGAAGAAACUGAUUGGUUUGAUGAUGCAGAAAAGCCCAAGAAUGAGAUCUUCUUUUGUGGUGAUGUGAGUAAAGGACACAAAUUGUGUCAUCGACCUGUUGCUGUAUUUGGAGAAUUAUGUGGAUCUCACAAAGCAAAAGAGACAAUGACUCUAGACAAGGAAGAUGUCUGUAUUCACUGUACUUCUGCAUUGGCCCCAACAUCAAACCGUACACCACGAAUUCCACCAUCAUUCCUGUUGAUUUGCUCUCGGUGUAAAACUCGUCAUCAUCCCGCUUGUAUUGAUAUUGAAAAUCCAGUCAUUGUCGCAAAAGCAAUGAGCUAUGAUUGGAAGUGCAAUAACUGUAAACAAUGCACGGAAUGCGCUGAAGUUGGAGAUGAAGACAAGCUCCUGUUUUGUGAUACUUGUGAUAAGCCUUAUCACACGUAUUGCUGCAAGCCUCCAAUGAAUGAGCUUCCUCAUGGCUCAUGGUAUUGUCAAGAAUGUGCUGUAUGCACCUCAUGUGGUGUUCGCCCUCCUUUACCUGGUCAACGGCUGCCUGAAAUUGAAUGGAGACAUGCUAUAAUUCCAUCACCUCAUCCAGAAAAGACACUCCCAACUUAUGUCUGCACCUAUUGUGCAAAUUGCUUUGCCAAUUAUCUAGCAGACCGAUACUGUCCAUUCUGUAUGCAUGUUUAUGGAGAAGAGUCUGAUGAGAAUGCCAUGGUUUGCUGUGAUUCCUGUGACAGGUGGAUUCAUGUUGGUUGUGAUCCAAACUUGACUCAAGCCAGAUACAAUCGGCUGGCCGCCGAUGAUGCAGCCAAGUUUACAUGUGGUGUAUGUGAAGAGGAUCGCUUGGAUGGUAUUUUGAAAGCCCAAGGCCCACCUGGAAAGCACCGCGCGGUUGUACACGCAGGCAAAAAACUGGUGGCCCCUCCUCUCGUUAUUAGGAAGUAG
Messenger RNA from Synchytrium microbalum, 2169 nucleotides. RefSeq lists its product as uncharacterized. NCBI's taxonomy places the organism in Eukaryota, Fungi, Chytridiomycota, Chytridiomycetes, Synchytriales, Synchytriaceae. The record is from RefSeq and is a predicted model, not a curated record. The transcript has 9 exons. Bases 1 to 2169 code for a protein of 722 amino acids.